Lachancea mirantina is the source of this 2220-nucleotide messenger RNA. Lineage: Eukaryota; Fungi; Ascomycota; Saccharomycetes; Saccharomycetales; Saccharomycetaceae. The record is from the annotation of a GenBank genome assembly.
AUGGCGCUGGAGGUGUCGCCGUCGAGACAAUUGAGCGAAGGUUUGAGUAAAUUACACAUAAGUUCGCCUUCGAAGUUCAAGUCUUAUAUCGCGAACGCGGAUUUCGAAGACACCGGGUUUGAUUCGCAAGUACAGCGAAAUCGGAGCGACAACAAGUAUUUGAGCAAGUUACAAAAUUGGUCUGUGAAUUACGGGAGCGUGAGACAGCGAGAGGUGGACGUGGAAGAGCAAGAGCCAGCGCAAUGGAAACAGUACAUGGGACGCAGCGCAGAUGGAGAAGAGCCGAUGAAUUUGGUGGUAACUUCGUCGUUGAGCGAUCUGUCCUUGAUUCCGACCAAUACGUUCAAGAAACGGGGCACAAAAGCGGGCGUACCGGGAUUACAGAGCGGCUUGCGCGACGAGACAGACGUGGAUGCGGAUGCAGACGCAGAUCCGGCACAAGAAGCACUGGGGGUGUUUAACAACGUUCUGCGACACCAGAGGUCUAAUUAUGUGGACUUGGGUUCUGGACAGAACCACGUGAACUCCGAGACGGACGCAAACCCGGAGUCGGCUGCGGCAGCGUCGGAUUCGUCAUUCGAAGAUUCCAUCGACGCGUCUGCACAGUCUCCGAGUGUGAACCGGGUGCGCGACACGGGACGGAAUGCGCCACAAGAUGUGCCCCACGAUUCGUCGCAUCGCGACUCGUCACGUCGCGACGGACCGCGUGGACUUACGCUCAUUACACCAGAAGACGCAGGUAUGGUUUUCAAUUAUAGAGAAGGUGUAUGGGAUCAACCGUCUGCCAAUGUAGACAUGUCUACGAGUGGCGCACAUUCGUCGACAGUGGGUCAGGAAACGGACGACAUGACUACGAGCAUGGACGCUAAAGAGGCUUCGUUUCGAUUGCCACGUAUACGAGACUCUGAAGUAGAUCAAACUGCAAGUGAGUCGCGAGUUGAAGCGGAUACUACACCGUUAUCGACACCCAAAUUGGACUCGAAAUUUUUGUCACACGCCCAACGGCCCAAACGAGACAUUCGCGCCAGCAUCCGGCGGCCGGACGUUACCGUAACCUCUACUGCUGGUGCCGGCACGGCAGACCGAUCGACGUCUUUCCAUGUGUCCAAAACCACGGUCAUUUCUGCAGUCAUGGAUGCGGUUCCGCACCAGGACCAAUGGACCCAGUUGCGACAAGUGUCACUUGUGGAGCGUGCAUUGGAAAGCCUAGUAGGGCUCGACGAGAUUUUGCCCGCUUUGCGUACAUUAGACGCAAGCCACAAUAAACUCAAUUCGUUAAUGGGCGUUCCGAGGACUUUAACUUCGCUGAAUUGUUCGCAUAAUAGACUUGCUGCUUACACUACUCUGCACGAGUUUCCGGAACUCGAAAAUUUAGACCUUUCGCAUAACAUGUUGAGCGGAUCGCUUGCGGUGCUGGCACCUGCAAUCCAUUUACGACGUGUGAAUCUGUCCCACAACACUUUGUCGUCGCUCAAUGACUUGGAAACUGCUGAGUGUCGAAUAGAAACGCUCAAUUUGAGUCGAAAUCGAAUCAUGGGUGUCCUCGAUUUUGCAGAGGUCACGGCGUGGGGCUCACCCUCGCGAGACUCACCUUGGCAAUAUUUGCAAGAGCUGGACCUCUGCGGCAACAAUAUCACGAGCAUCAAAAAUUUGCAUUUGUUGCCUCGGCUGCGCAUACUAAGACUGGACGGGAACCCGCUAGAGACGCUCAAGGGCAAUUCGAGUCGGUCGUUAAGGACAUUGACGCUAAUGAAUUGCACUGCGCUUCGGGACUUGGGCGAAUUUCCGCAACUGCGCGUGCUCAAGCUUAGCGGUGACAGUUUUGGGCCUCAAGCGUUGCCAUUGACACUUGAAUACUUCCAGAUGACUGGCGGACGUACCGGCGCGCACGCCAGCGGCAAGGCCACUGACAAAGCCUCAGAAAGUGGGUCUAUCUGGUCGCAGCUGCCUCCCUUCCUACGAAAACUCGAGCUCAGUCGAACAGGCAUUACAGAUCUACCGGACCGAUUCCAGGACCAAUUUCCAGCGUUGCAUACGCUGUCGUUGCACGACAACAAGCUUUCAAGUGCCUCACGCGUGCUGUCACGCCUGCCUACCCACUUACGGAAACUAGAUCUGAGAGGCAACCCAGUGACAGUUUUCACGUGCGAAGAAGAUAAAGAGCUGUUUCUCAAGGCCACGAGCCUUGCAGCGCCGCUACUGGCCCGCGUGUACGUCUAG